AUGGCGAGCCCGGGGUCGCUGGAGACGGUCAUGCCUUCCUCCUGCCCCCGGCACGACGGCAGGGCCGCCGCCGCUAACCCCUCCAAGACCCUGGCCUUCUCCAUCGAGCGGAUCAUGGCCAAGACGUCGGAGCCCAAGCCAGCCUUCGAGCAGCGGCACGGAGGGCCGGAGUCGGAGCCGGUCAAGAAGCCGCUGAGCCUGUGCUCACCCCUGCCCUGCGUGAUCCCUAUCCCGCCGCUGGGCUACGAGGUGCCCUCCAAGACUCUCAGCUACUCGGAGCUGUGGAAGAGCAGCCUGCGGGGCGGCGCGGGGCUCUGCAAAGCCAACUGCGGCGUGUGCUGCAAGGCAGAACUCGCCCUGGGCCAGCCCAGCGGCCGGCUCAUCAAGCCGCAGGUCAUCCACCAAGCGGGAGCCGUGCCGGCCGCUCCCCGCUCCCUUUACUACUUCAAUUACCUGGACGCCGCGUACCACCCGGCCGACAUCCUGCACGGACAGCUCUUCCCCGCCGGCCUGCUGGGCGCCCCGCCGCCGGGGGGCCUCUCGGCCCACCAGAAGCUUUUCCUGCUGGAAAACGCCAAGCUAGCGGGGCUGGCGGCCGAGAAGCUGCCACCACCGCCGCCCUUCGCCCAUAAGGAGCGGCUGCCGGGACACCUCGACCAGGUGAUGAAGGAUGCGGCGGCAGCGGAGCGCGGAGGCCCCCCCAAGGGCCACGCCAAGCUGGGGGGCGGCGGCGGCGCGGCGGAGGGAAAGCCCAAAAACUUUACCUGCGAGGUCUGCGGCAAGGUAUUCAACGCGCACUACAACCUCACCCGCCACAUGCCGGUGCACACGGGGGCCAGGCCGUUCGUGUGCAAGGUCUGCGGGAAGGGCUUCCGCCAGGCCAGCACCCUGUGCCGGCACAAAAUCAUCCACACCCAGGAGAAACCCCACAAGUGCAACCAGUGCGGGAAGGCGUUCAACAGGAGCUCCACGCUCAACACCCACAUCCGCAUCCACGCCGGCUAUAAGCCUUUCGUCUGCGAGUUCUGCGGCAAGGGCUUCCACCAGAAAGGCAACUACAAGAACCACAAGCUGACCCACAGCGGGGAGAAGCAGUACAAGUGCACCAUUUGCAACAAAGCCUUCCACCAGAUCUAUAACUUGACUUUCCACAUGCACACCCACAAUGACAAGAAGCCCUUUACGUGCGUCACUUGCGGGAAAGGAUUUUGCAGAAACUUUGAUUUAAAAAAGCACGUCCGAAAGUUGCACGACAGCGUCUCCAGCGCUCCUCCGCCGCGGGACCCUGGGCGCAGCGGGCAGAGCUAA
Melopsittacus undulatus (budgerigar) is the source of this 1308-nucleotide messenger RNA. RefSeq names its product FEZ family zinc finger 2 (gene FEZF2). The coding region runs from base 1 to 1308 and encodes 435 amino acids. Gene Ontology annotation, molecular function: RNA polymerase II cis-regulatory region sequence-specific DNA binding; DNA-binding transcription factor activity. Lineage: Eukaryota; Metazoa; Chordata; Aves; Psittaciformes; Psittaculidae. Gene Ontology annotation, biological process: regulation of transcription by RNA polymerase II. The record is from RefSeq and is a predicted model, not a curated record. The transcript is spliced from 4 exons.